Molecule: messenger RNA, 2894 nt
Organism: Pipistrellus kuhlii (Kuhl's pipistrelle)
Lineage: Eukaryota; Metazoa; Chordata; Mammalia; Chiroptera; Vespertilionidae
Product: zinc finger protein 2 homolog
Exons: 8
Coding region: 193-2601 (802 amino acids)
Biological process (GO): negative regulation of transcription by RNA polymerase II
Molecular function (GO): DNA-binding transcription repressor activity, RNA polymerase II-specific
Source: RefSeq, a predicted model, not a curated record
AGGUGCUCGCCGGCCCCGCCCCCUCCCCGCCGCCUUCCGGUGCGUGCGGAAGCCGCGCCUGUGCACCUGGGAGGGCGCACGGAGCCCCUGCGGGAGCGGCAGCCCGGGUUCUGCAGUGAGCGCUGACAGCAAGCCCACAGCUCCGCGUGGACGUGCCGUGUUAAGAAGGAACAGGACUCUCCUGGGGGCGGGAUGAUGCACGAGCUGGCCGCGGAGAGAGCUAAACCUUCACAGUUUUUUACCUUCCUGCAGGAGCAGCAGAAAAUGUACAAAGCUCAGUUCCCAGCUACUAGUUCUGAGCUUCACACAGAGGAGGGAUCGGUGUCGUUCGAAGACGUGUCCGUGGAGCUCAGCAGGGAGGAGUGGCAGCGCCUGGGAGCCGGGCAGAGGGCCCUGUACAGAGAGGUGAUGCUGGAGAACUACAGCCACCUCGUCUCCCUGGGGUAUUGCGUUACCAAACCCGAGGUGAUCUUAAUGUUGGAGCGAGGUGGAGAGCCCUGGCCCGUAGAGGAAGAAUCCCUAAGCCAGAGGUACCCAGGAUAUUACAAAGUUGAUGUCCACAUUGAGGAGAACCAGGAAAAACAAGAGAAACCUCUUUGGAGAACUGGUCCAAGGGAGAAAUGCUUUGAUAUUAAUGAAUGUGGGAGAUCCUGUGACAAAGCCACUAUUGUGGAAUAUGAUAAAGUUCAGAUGACUAUGACACACUAUGAAUGUAAUGAAAGUGGAAAUAAUUUCAACAGGAAUUUACUCCUCAUUCAACCUCAGAGGACUGUUACAAGAACUGUUAAAAGAACUGCUUUUGAAAGCAGUAAAUGUGAGGAAAACUUGACCCAAAGAUCAGCCCUUCUGGUACAUCGGAAGACACAAACUGCAGAUAAGGUCUGUGUUUUUAAUGGAUGCACAAGUACAAGGGCCUCCUCCCAGGAUUUAGACCUUACAGUACAUCAAAGAACUCCGACAGAAGAGAAAUUUUAUCACUGUGGUAAACUUCGGGAAUCCUUGCUUGAAAACUCACUUUUCAGUGUAAAUCAGGGAAACGAUAUAGGAGAGAAGUCAUUUGAAAGUAAUGAAUACAGUGAGUUCUUUUACCGGAAAGCAUACCUCAUUCAGCAUCAGAGGACCCACUCAGAGGAGAAAACCUGUGAAUGUGAGGAGUGUGGGAAAUUCUUCUGUUCAAAUUCACACACUAUUCAUUAUCCUGGAACUCAUAUCGGGGCCCAGCUCUAUGAAGAUAAUGAAUGUGGGAAAACUUUCUGUCAAAUGUCAAACCUCAGUGAACAUCUGACAGUUCACACAAAAAAUAAACCUUAUGAUAACAAUGAAUGUAGGAAAUCUUACAAGAAGUGUGCCCUCUUAGUACAUCAGCGAACACACACAGAGAUUAAACUCUAUCAAAAUAAUGAAUAUGGUAAAUCAUUCUCCAGGGUGGCACAGAUCAAAGAACACCAGAGAAUUCACACAGAAGAGAAACCAAAUGAAUGUAUUGAAUGUGGGAAAACAUUCUCCAAGACAUCAUCACAUCUCAGAGUGCAUAAGAGAAUUCACACCGGCAAAAAACCCCAUGAAUGUAUUGCAUGUGGGAAAACUUUCCCCAACAAGACACACCUCAGUGCACAUCAGAGAAUUCAUAUAGGGGAGAAACCCUAUGAAUGUAAUGCUUGUGGGAAAACUUUUCCCCAGAAGACACACCUCAGUAGCCAUCAGAGAAUUCAUACAGGGGAGAAACUGUACAAAUGUCGUGACUGUGGGAGAUCUUUUGCCCAUAAUUCAACCCUUAGAGUACAUCAGAGAAUUCACACAGGUGAAAAACUCUAUGAAUGUAAUGACUGUGAAAAAACUUUCACUCAUAAUUCAGCCCUCCAAGUACAUCAAAGAAUUCACACAGGAGAGAAACCCUAUGAAUGUAAUGCAUGUGGGAAAACUUUUUCCAAGAUAUCGCAUCUCAGUACACAUCAGAGAAUUCACACAGGGGAGAAACCUUAUGAAUGUAAUGAAUGUGGGAAAACUUUUUCCAGAAAGAUACACCUCAGUACACAUCAGAGAAUUCACACAGGAGAAAAACCCUAUGAAUGUAAUGCAUGUGGGAAAACUUUUUCCCGUAAGACAAAUCUCAGUACCCACCAGAGAAUUCACACAGGUGAGAAACCGUAUGAAUGUAGUGUAUGUGGGAAGUCUUUUGCCCGUAUAUCUGGUCUGAAAUCACAUCAGAGAAUUCACACAGGAGAGAAACCCUAUGAGUGUAAUGAAUGUGGGACAGCUUUUGCCCACAAUUCAACUCUCAGAGAACAUCAGAGAAUUCACACAGGGGAGAAACUGUAUGAAUGUAGUGCAUGUGGGAAGUCUUUUGCCCGUAUAUCUGUUCUGAAAUCACAUCAGAGAAUUCACACAGGGGAGAAACCCUAUGAGUGUAAUGAAUGUGGGACAGCUUUUGCCCACAAUUCAACUCUCAGAGAACAUCAGAGAAUUCACACAGGGGAGAAACCACAUGAAUGUAAUGAAUGUGGGAAAACUUUUGCUCGUAAGGCAGUUCUAAGAGUACAUUAUAACAGAAGGCACACCGGAGAGAAAAACCUUCCAUGUAAUGAAUUUGGGAAGUUAUGAAGAAACUGAUACUGUAUUAGAAAACACAUAGUGGGGAAGGUCAUGUCUCAAAGACUGGCAAGUUGUUUCCUUUAACUAUUUCCUCUUCUAAUAGACAAGCUUGUCUAAAUUUCCCAGUCUGGUAGGUGGGGACCUGUGGCAGUGGAGACAGGGAUGGGGAAGGUGGGGCCAGCACUCAUACUCACAACUGCACACGUGCAGACACACACAGCGCCCACCAGCUCACAGCCUUUUCUCCCUUUCUUUUCCUCCCCCCAGCUCACCCUCUGAGCCUCUCUCAGAAUGAGGAAACA